AUGUGAUGCAGUUCUCUCCCUCCACUCCAGUCAUCUUUUAUGAGAGCAUAACUUGCAUUUCUUGCUGGAGAGGACCAUUGUGCUGACCAGAAACUAUAAGCUCGUGCAACAAUAAAUUAUUAACACAUAUGCAGUAAAUCUUUUCUGUUGAGCUAUGGGUGAAAGUGAAGAAGUGCCAAAAGAUUUUAUCAAGCUCAAGUCUGAAAAGCUCUCUGUAGAUGAAGUAUCAGAGCUGGUCAUUUCACCAUACUGUGGGGCAGUGUCUGUUUUCAUUGGUACUACAAGAAAUAAUUUUGAAGGGAAAAAAGUGAUUCACUUAGAAUAUGAAGCAUACACUUCAAUGGCAGAGAGUGAAAUAAAGAAAAUCUGCAGAGGUGUUAGACAGAAAUGGCCGUCAGUCAAACAUAUUGCAGUGCACCAUAGACUUGGUGUGGUUCCAAUAACAGAAGCAAGUGUAAUUAUUGCAGUCUCCUCUCCACACAGAGCAGAAUCCCUUGAAGCUGUAAUGUACUGCAUCAAUACUUUAAAAGCAUCUGUCCCAAUAUGGAAAAAGGAGAUUUAUGAGGAUGAAUAUUCUUGGAAAGAAAACAAGGAAUGCUUUUGGGCAAAUUCAGAAAAAUAACUGUACUCUUAAAAAUAAAGCGUUCCUAGUGAACAUACUGGUGUAGCUUUGAGUUGUCUUUACAGAGAAUCUACAUGUUUUUAAGCAGGUGUAAUAGGUGUUUCACUCUGAAUAGUUCAACUAGGACUGAAGGAAAUGAGUAAGUAAUAAUGGGGGUUUUUAAGUGUUCUUGACUUUCCUUUGAAAUCAUCUCUGUGCAUUUGAACAUGGAGUCAGUUUUUAAAACAACCUGCCCUAAAAUUCUUGGUUGCAAGUAUUUAGUCCUCUGUGAUAUACACUGCUUUAAUGCCUUUACAUUGGUAGUCCUUGUUCAUUGUCUGCAUGGGAGGUCACAGGACAACUGAUAUAUUAUUUUUUUUUUUAAUUUUGAAAAAAGUCCCGAGUAGUUUAAUUUUAUAUGACUGUAGAAUCAGUUUGCAAGCUUUAUGCUAUUUUGACAUUCUUGUAACAACACAAAAGCUACUUGAAGUAGAGUAAACAUUUUGGUACAGACAGAGAGGAAAAUAUAAACUAUACUCCAGAGUUCCUAAAUUUUUAGUAGUGGUUACAUUCCAGUAGCUCUGCCUCACAGAAACAUUUUUACUGUGCAGCUGAUACCACAAGUCUAUUAAAUUAAAAAAUAUGGACAGACUUUGAUUCAAAGUUAGGUCUAAUACUCUACCAGCAACAAACUUGCAUUAGUAGUAACAUGCAAACCUGUAACUACUUGAUGCUAGCCAGAAGAUUAAUUUUGAAGGAGCUUUAUUGGCUAUUUAAUUAGUAUUAGUAGUUUGACUUUCGACAUGUUAGGAUUCAGAGUCACUGGAAUUGACUAGUUUUUCAAAGGAAGUAGAGUCUGUUGAACUUUUUGCAGUUUAUAUAUGCAUUUAUAUUCACAUUUGUGAUUUUAAUACAGUUUUUCUCUUGUUACUGUUUUGAAACCUAGUUAAAAGAGAAAAAGACUGACAGUAUGCCUGUGCUUCCACUAGAAACAAUGGACUGGUCAUCUGAGUAAGAUUAUUUUAUUUAUGUAAUUUUACUGUGCCAUGACAGUGUUUAGAAGAUAAGAAUUUAAAGUCCCAUUGUGUAUGGCAUUUCUACUAAUGCUGAGAGGCAGUUUUAUCUAGUCAUCAUUAACAAUGUAGACAAGAUAGAUACAAAGGAAAGGAAAUGAGGUAAAUAAAAGUAAAAUGAUAUGAUCAAGUGUAGAUAAUCUUUACAUUGCAUAACACUUAAACCUCAGCUGUAUAAUCCAAUUCAUUGCUUCUGCUGUAAAAAUCUACAAACAGCUGCUAACUGCACAAUAUAAAUGGAGAAAAAUAAGUUAUGAGCUUUCCCCACCCCCUCAGUGAUUUGAUUCAGUUUUAAUACUUAGUGAUGUAAGGUGUUUAGACCUCUGUGACAUAUACUGCUUUAAUGCUUUUACAUUGGUAGUCUGUUCACGGUCUGCAUGGGAGGUCACAACAGGAUAAUAAUCUUACUUGGAUGAGCAGUCCACUGUUUCCAGUGGAAGCAAACAUACUAUGUCAGUCUUUUUCUCUUUUAACUAGGUAUCAAAACAGCAACAAGGGAAAAACUGUACUAAAAUCAUAAAAGUGAAUAUAAAUGCAUAAAUAAAUUGCAAAAAUAAUCCUGUGUCUGGAUUAAGUAAACCCCAGUGAAACAACUUCAUGCAAAAGCAUGGUUAAACCAUGCUUGUUAACUUACUGAUACCCUUUUCCUUAGUGGAAGUGAGUGAGUCCUUCCUCUGAAGGACAGCAGCUGCUCCUUGCAUGAAUACGCAACCUCCAAACCAUGUGGGCCCUCUUACACAGGCAGAGCUGAGCAAGUUCAAGGUUGAGUUUUCCUUUGCUUUGGAGGUUGGAGAGAUGUCCUCUGCUAUUUGAAUGUAAUUUUUACCGGGAAUUGUACAAAACCCUGAGUACAGAUCACUUUGUCAAAUAAUUAUUUUUAGUUUUAGAAAAGAAAGAAAUACACAAACUUUCCCAUUUUUGGUCUUCAUUUUUCCACAUUCAUGUUUACUGUUACCAUGCAAUUAAUUAUUGUAUUUCACAAAAAUAAAUGGCUAUCUUGCCUUGUA
This is a messenger RNA of Falco peregrinus (peregrine falcon), 2681 nucleotides long. RefSeq names its product molybdopterin synthase catalytic subunit. NCBI's taxonomy places the organism in Eukaryota, Metazoa, Chordata, Aves, Falconiformes, Falconidae. Gene Ontology annotation, cellular component: cytosol. The coding region runs from base 155 to 622 and encodes 155 amino acids. The record is from RefSeq and is a predicted model, not a curated record. Gene Ontology annotation, molecular function: molybdopterin synthase activity. Gene Ontology annotation, biological process: Mo-molybdopterin cofactor biosynthetic process. The transcript is spliced from 5 exons.